Anguilla rostrata (American eel) is the source of this 1049-nucleotide messenger RNA. It is a transcript of the gene tcf21, whose product is annotated as transcription factor 21. NCBI's taxonomy places the organism in Eukaryota, Metazoa, Chordata, Actinopteri, Anguilliformes, Anguillidae. The transcript is spliced from 2 exons. Gene Ontology annotation, biological process: regulation of transcription by RNA polymerase II; developmental process. The record is from RefSeq and is a predicted model, not a curated record. The coding region runs from base 136 to 672 and encodes 178 amino acids. Gene Ontology annotation, molecular function: RNA polymerase II transcription regulatory region sequence-specific DNA binding; DNA-binding transcription factor activity, RNA polymerase II-specific; protein dimerization activity.
UCAGAACACGAUUUGAAACGGGCGGCCCAUGAGUAGCCCACACUCUAGCGCGACAGCUCACUUCCCCCGACUUUUCCCCCCCAAAAGCUACAUGCGCUUGGUUUGCAGCCGCUCGCAGGUCACUGUCUAGCGAACAUGUCCACGGGAUCCAUCAGCGACGUCGACGACUUUCACGAAGCGGAGCUCCUGGACGACAUCCUGAAACUCGGCUCGGGCAAGGACUCCGGUGCGUCGAACGAGAGCACCGAGGAGAGCUCGAACUGCGAGGGCGGCUCGAUAAGAGAGGACAAGGAAGGCACGGGCAAGAAGAGGAAGACCUCGUCUAGGAAGAACACGCUGAACGGAGUAGCGCAAGAGGGCAAGCAGGUACAAAGGAACGCCGCCAACGCCAGGGAGAGGGCGAGGAUGCGCGUGCUGAGCAAAGCCUUUUCCAGGCUGAAGACAACAUUGCCGUGGGUGCCGCCGGAUACCAAACUGUCAAAACUGGACACCCUGCGAUUGGCAUCAAGCUACAUCGCCCACUUGAGACAGAUUCUUGCCAACGAUAAAUACGAAAACGGUUACAUCCACCCGGUGAAUUUGACCUGGCCGUUUAUGGUGGCAGGAAAACCUGAGAACGAAUUGAAAGAGGUCCUGAACACAACACGGUUAUGCGGAACUACGGCCUCUUGAUUAAACUGAAGGACUUGCUACAGUAAAUGGGAACAAAGUAUAGCCUAUAUUUUAGGAGGGGGGGGAAAUCUCAUUUUUCAAAGAGACGCACGAGGGACCAGAUGCAAAGGGGACCAAAUAUUCUCACUUGUUCCUCUACAAAAAAGCGACAUAUUUAUGGUAUUCACCAUUUUCGCCUUGCUGGUUCAGGGCCAAUGGACUAUUCUGUCAACCAUUUUAACAUUGUAGAUUCUUUAUAAAGGGAGUGUUGUUAAGUAGCCGCAGGUACUUUUACGGGUGACGUUGAUUGUCAUCGCUGUAAAUAUGAGCACACAAAAUAUACUGUGUCCAAUUUUAUUUAGAAUUUAUGUAAAUAAAAUGCAUUUGUAUUACUGAAA